AUGGAACCUUCUGGUGCUGAUGCAGGAUUUUUCCAAAAGGUUCCUGUUCUGAAGAACCAAGCCCACGAUGACGUGUCUUUCAAGAGGUGUUUCAAACUGUUUCUAUCUCAACAUGUGAUUUCCAAAGCUGGGCCAGAGGUGUCUUCGCUCGGGCAAGACGUCAUAUCCGAUCAAAUCUUCACUUGGAUCACUGAUGCCGAGCAUAACAAGCCAUACCUCAAAGGCUCUGGCCGAGAUGCCUUUGGUCACUGGAAAGGCGAGUUGGUGACGGGUGAGGGAUGGCGCAGCCUGCAAGACUUUAGUAUCUCCAAGGGCAUGGUCGCCACAGGCUAUGACUCUCCCUACGGCGCGUACUCCCGACCUCUCCAAUUCUUGCGGACGCACUUGUGGGUUGGGUCCUGCGCAAACGUGGGCUGCCCGUCAGCCAUGCAAGACGGGGCGGCUUGUCUACUCAGGCGCCACCUCACCGACCCCAAGCUAAGCGCCAGUCUUUCGGCCGAGCAGAGGAAAGUCUUUGAAAAUGCCUACAGAAGACUUACAUCCCGGAAGCCGGGCUAUGCAUGGACGAGCGGACAGUGGAUGACGGAACGUACCGGUGGCAGCGACGUAUCUCUUACCGAGACCGUCGCCACGUAUCAACCCGAUGGGGCCGCGGGUUUGUUGGCCUCCAAGGAAGACCAGAUGCCUCUCGGGCCAUGGAGCAUCAGCGGCUUCAAGUGGUUCUCCAGCGCAACCGAUUCCGAAAUGUCUGUCCUGCUCGCACGUACCCAGGCUGGCGGGCUAAGCACCUUUUUGGCUCCCAUGCGAAAGCAUGAUCCACUUGCCGUGACUCUUGGUGGCGAGCCGAAGGAAGAUGGAACAGUCCUCAACGGCGUCCGCAUUCAGCGGCUGAAGAACAAGUUCGGCACGCAGUCUCUCCCCACGGCGGAGCUGGUCCUGGACAACAUGCGCGGUUGGAUCGUUGGGCAAGAGGGGCGGGGUAUUCAUGAAAUCAGCAACAUCUUGACCCUGACACGAGUUCACUCCGCCGUCGCGGCGGUCGGCGGUGUGGGCCGUGGUCUGGGAAUCGCACGAGCCUACGCGCUGGUCCGCGAAGUCGGUGCCGGUAACAAGGCGCGCAUGAGGCUCGUUGACAGUCCCUUGCACAUGAGAACCCUUGCUAAGCUGUCGGCCGAGUAUCACCGCCUGAUGCUCAUCACCUUUUAUACCUCGUAUGUUCUCGGAGUUUCCGAGCACGCCCCCGUCGACGGCCGCAGCUCCGCCUCGGAACAGCAGAUGUCGCCGGCCCUGCAGGCAGUAACGCCGAGAAAGCAAUCCACCGAGCCACUUCUCCGCAUCAUGACGCAGCUCACAAAGGCAUACGUCUGCAAGCCGAGCGUGCCUCUCCUCUUCUCGUGCAUGGAGUCCCUCGGCGGUGUGGGCUAUCUGGUGAACCAAGACCAAGAGCACCUCAACAUUUCCCGCAUCUACCGCGACACAUGUGUCCUGCCCAUCUGGGAGGGCACCACGGACGUCCUCUGCACCGAUCUCAUCAGAGCCAUCAAGCAUCGCCACGGAGGCGCAGGCAGCAUGGCCGCCUUGGACGAGCUCGUCAAGACGGCCAGUGCGUUCAGGGGCAAGCUCGGCAAACCCAGCGGCUGGGACCCGGUCGAAAAAUGGAGCCAGCUGAGAAGCCACGUCGAGAAGACUCCUCAGGCGGACCUAAUGGGCGAGGCUAGAGAAGUGGUGUGGGCGCUGGGCGACAUCAUCGUCUCCUUGCUCCUGUACGUGGAUGCCAGUAGCGACGGGAGCGAGGUGGCAAAGGAGAUUUUCAUACGGUUUCUCGAGGAAAAGUCCGAGUUGAAGAGACGAAGCAGGGCCAGCACAAAGGAUGAGCUGAUGGCGGAUUUGCGAAUUGUGUACGGCACGGAUGCUGGUAAAGCGCCCGCCAAGCUGUAA
This is a messenger RNA of Ustilaginoidea virens, 1938 nucleotides long. RefSeq lists its product as uncharacterized. The transcript has 3 exons. The coding region runs from base 1 to 1938 and encodes 645 amino acids. Gene Ontology annotation, molecular function: oxidoreductase activity, acting on the CH-CH group of donors. NCBI's taxonomy places the organism in Eukaryota, Fungi, Ascomycota, Sordariomycetes, Hypocreales, Clavicipitaceae. The record is from RefSeq and is a predicted model, not a curated record.